Molecule: messenger RNA, 455 nt
Organism: Protopolystoma xenopodis
Lineage: Eukaryota; Metazoa; Platyhelminthes; Monogenea; Polystomatidea; Polystomatidae
Source: the annotation of a GenBank genome assembly
CAUCAGUAGACACACGAUGCAUCUACCAGCUACCUGAGUUCCUGUUUCUCGCUGGUAUCGACAACCUCAAUCUUGAUGAACUGGUUGAUUACGUGGUGACUUGGCGGGUUCUCCAGAAAUUGACUGGUUUUUCGAAGUGGCAGAUAGCCAAGGGAACGGCUGGACCACCUGGUGACCAUGGAUCUGGUAACCUACGUUCAGGUUCAGCAGUCUUUGAUAAAUUGUCAUCUCCUUACGCUAGCACUGACGCCAUUGCAGAUGUCAGUGCAUCGACCUCAACCUACUUGCCAUGGGCUGGUGGCCUUCAAGGUGUACUCGGAGAUCUUCAGAGAAAGCGACCGAAUCGAGAGCCUCUGGCCAAGACAAACAGGAUGGCCAAAAAACGUCAACACACUGACUCCUUUCCAUCUACUUUUCCCUCCAGUUCAAACCCAUCGAAUGUUAGUAUUACUUAA